Cryptomeria japonica (Japanese cedar) is the source of this 3095-nucleotide messenger RNA. Its product is annotated as putative disease resistance protein RGA3. The coding region runs from base 206 to 2863 and encodes 885 amino acids. Gene Ontology annotation, molecular function: ADP binding. Gene Ontology annotation, biological process: defense response. The record is from RefSeq and is a predicted model, not a curated record. The transcript has a single exon. NCBI's taxonomy places the organism in Eukaryota, Viridiplantae, Streptophyta, Pinopsida, Cupressales, Cupressaceae.
GUACCCCUUCAAUAUUUUUACUAUACAGCAGUAUUUGUUUUGCUCGUGUAAGUUUCAGGGCCAUUAUCACAUAAAACGUUCAGAUAAAAUGAUCAAGUUGCUUGAACGCAUUGUAACGCAACUUCGAUCUGUUUUUAUUGGGCAUGUUUAAAAAUUUUAGAGAUCUUCUGCGUCCACUCUCGGUAUGAAUUAGAACAUAUUAAUAAUGGAAGUUGUAAUUGCACAAGCUGUUGUUGACAAACUUUCUGGGAUCGUAGCCCAGAAAGUGUCUGAAGAAAUAGCGCUGGUUUGCAACUUCAAAGAGGACUUUGAGUGGUUGAAUGCGAACUCCACAAUUAUAAGUGGUUGUCUGGCAAGCGCAAAUUCACAGGCUGUGCAAGAGAAGCCGGUCAAAACAUGGCUGCACCACGUUCAGGACGUUGUCUGGGACGCAGAGGACAUUGUCGAAGAAUGUGCUGUUCGGCCUAUUUACACUAGCAGUGUAACUCAGUCUUGUGUCUGCAAUCCUGAUGAAUUGAUUUUCCGUUACAGAAUGGCGAAAAGAAUUCAAGAAGUCAAAAAACGAAUCAGAUCCGUUAUGGAAAGUGGACAGCAGCUUGAGCUUUUCCAAGCUAGACUGCAUCAGCCGUCAAGCAGUGCAGCGGGGGAAGCAGCGAGGAAGGAAAAUAGGCGCCUGCCCUUCGACUCACACCCUGUAGGGAUUGAGCCCAAACUUAAAAGCCUCAGGCUUAUGAUAGAUCAAUCAACUGUUCCAGUCAUUGCCGUGGUAGGGAUGGCCGGAGCAGGGAAGACAUUUCUUGUUCGAAAUGUUUUUGAGAGAAUCGACCAAGGUUAUGAGUAUAAGAUUUGGUUUUCCAUCUCACAAUCAUAUACUGUUCGUCAAUUACAGAUGGAUUUAGCCUCGUACACGAAUGAAAUAGAUAAGCAGAAUUUGAACGAUUUAAGUGAAAACCGAAGAGCGGAGUUGAUUCAUGGGGCUUUACAAGGAAAGAAGUCUCUCAUCGUGCUGGAUGACGUCUGGAGGGCAGCCAGUGAGAAUAAUAUCAUUGAGAGACUUGGUCUUCCAAUUGCUCCUGAGAGCCAAUGUAAAGUUGUGGUUACAUCAAGAGAUAGGAAAAUUUGCGAAAAGCUUCGCAGUUUACUUUACAACGUGGAGCUUUUAUCAGAGGAAGAGAGUUGGCAGCUGUUCUGCGCUCAUGCUUUUGGAGGUGAACCCCCAGUUUACCUUCAAGAGAUAGCUCCUAAAGUUUCACAGAGAUGCGGGAACUUACCAUUGGCUCUCAAGAUAAUAGGAGCUUCUCUCGCCCGUUGCACGGAGAUAAGAGAGUGGGAUUCCAAAGUCGAUCAGCUGCCGGAGUUUAGUGGUCCUAACAGUGACGCAGUUACGCAUAUUUUCAAGCUGAGCUAUGAUUCCUUGCCUCCAACUCUUAAGCUCUGUUUUUCUUAUGUGUCUUUCUUUCCUGAGGAUGAGAGAAUAGAUGCUGAAUAUCUCAUAAAUCUAUGGAUAGCCGAAGGAUUCAUUCCUCAAGGGGAAGAUCAGUGGGCUGUAGCUUGGCAUUAUUUAGAUCAAUUGGCCAAUCUAUGCUUGCUUGAAGUAGAGGAGGAUGAGUAUCUAGUCAAACAUUGCAAGAUCCAUGACUUGGUGCUGGAUUUGGCAAUUGAUAUCUCCAAAGAACACCAAUGUAAAUUUUCUGUUGAUGAUGACUUCAGAUCAGCGAGAAGAAUUUUACUGCGCAAGAAAGAGAUUGAGAAUAAGGACAUUGUAAAAGGAAGGGCUUCUUGUCCCAAGUCUCUUCGGACGCUGUCACUGUAUGAAACUCCCAUUGAAAUAAUUGAGAAAAAAUUCGUGAGCCCUAUGAGAUUAUUAAGGGUUCUCGAUUUGAGCAAAACUCAGAUCUCCACAUUGCCCCCUUGUGUUGGGAAGCUUAAAAUUCUCAAGCUUUUAAAUUUAUCACGAACAGGAACUAAAAAGGUACCAGAAUGUGUGAGAAGUCUUAAGAGUCAUCUCUUUCUGGAUCUGUCUCACUGCGGGCUAGAAAGUCUUCCUAACUGGAUCAAUAAACUCAAAUGUCUCCAGCAUCUAAAUAUAAUUGGUUGCAAAGGUGACCUGCUGAGUCAAAUGCCGAAAGGAAUAUCAGAGCUGGUGGCUUUGCGGGUACUGAGAUCGAACAACUUGAAGCUCUCUGUUACAGAGGAUGGGCUCCUAAAGUUGGAGGAUGUUGCUAAAUUAACCUGUCUUCAAGAGUUAAGCAUAGAAGUUAAGCAUGCAGUGGAAGACGGAACCUUUGCUCAGCAACUCGAGAUGCGCCAUCUGUCAGUUAAAUCUACUUUAUCUAGUGCAUCAGCUCAGCCGCCGAAUCUUUCCAGAAUGCGGCAUCUACAAACACUAAAACUCAAGAAAUUCGCUGUGCCGAAUUGGGUGUUUGCGCUACAUGAUCUAGCGCAUCUCGAAUUAGCUAACUGUGAAUGUCGCAAUUAUCCUGAAUUACAAGCAUUGCCUCACUUGAAAAAGCUGAUAUUAGAUGGUAAUAGAAGUUGUAAAAAUCUACCAAAGGGAUUUGGAAAGCCAUCCGGGUUUCCCAAGCUACGCUUUCUGCAUAUUCAGAAUUUCUCUCAUUUAGAGGAGUUGCCGGAUUUGGAGGAUAGAGCAAUGGCCGUCCUGGAGGAGUUCUAUGUAGGAUUUUGUCCGCGAGUGAGUAAAGUUCCAGAGGGCUUAGAAUGGCUGACAAAACUAAGGAAGGUCUACUACACUGGGGAUAGAACCGAUGGCUUGAACAAAAGUAGGAAAAUCUGGGAUGAAUUCAGACAAAAUAUCGAAGAUGAAAAUGGUCCACGAGUGAAAAUCAUUUUAACAAUUAUUUAGCUGUUUUCUAAUUAUGAAUUCAGGAAUAAAUUGGGUGAAGAUCGGCAAGUUUGGCGUAAGAUCAAAGCAAAAAGAGCGCUUGUGCACCUCGUAAGAUAGUAUUCAGCGAAUGAUUUAUUUACUUAUUUAGGAACGUAUGAAUUUCUAUGAGAACAAAAUCAUGUUUACAGAAGUUUAUUAAUCAUCCAAUAAUUCUUAUUAGUAGUGGAAGUUUUUCCAAUUAGUUUGUCAG